Messenger RNA from Trichogramma pretiosum, 1646 nucleotides. RefSeq names its product DNA-binding protein Ets97D-like (gene Ets97D). The record is from RefSeq and is a predicted model, not a curated record. Gene Ontology annotation, cellular component: nucleus. The transcript is spliced from 2 exons. Gene Ontology annotation, biological process: cell differentiation; regulation of transcription by RNA polymerase II. The coding region runs from base 297 to 1634 and encodes 445 amino acids. Lineage: Eukaryota; Metazoa; Arthropoda; Insecta; Hymenoptera; Trichogrammatidae. Gene Ontology annotation, molecular function: DNA-binding transcription factor activity, RNA polymerase II-specific; sequence-specific DNA binding.
AAUUUACACCGCCUUUGUAACGAGAUCACAAAGUACCCUAGGAUCUGGUGAGAAAAAUCAUCGUAAAAAGAGAACCAGAAAUUCAAUUGUGAAACUCGUGCGGUGUGCUCUGCUACUACUGUCCUCCGUACUCGUGGUGUUUUGUGUAUUGUUUUCGUAUGUAACGACAAGUAAUGAUUCGUGUCAUUACAACGCGGUUGUUCGAGCGAAAAUUCCGAAAUCGUCAACAAUGAGUACUUGACACCGCCAGUGUUAGGUUAUGUGCCAGUUAAUAAUUUAUUAUUAAUUUAUACGGGAUGGAUUUAAACGACGACACUUCGAUGGAAGACUUCGACGACGACUUUCAAAUGGCACAGAUUAAAAUGGAGCCCGUUGUCAUGGGCUUCCGAGAGGAUUUCAUGACUGAAAUGUCGACCAGUCCCAACGAUAAUUCAUACAAAAAGAGCGACGAUUCGUCCUACCAUGAAAUCGACGAGGACCAGAUAUUUAUGCAGCACAUGGAUAUAACGGAGACAAUGGCUAAUUUGAAAAUUUUACUGGAAAAGAAACUAGAAAUAUCAUUGGCCGAUUACGCUUGUUAUCUGCAAGGUACUAUCCUGAUAGAGGAUGAUAAAACUCUGGUGGAUCAGUGUGUUCAAGGCUCGGGCAUUGUCCAAGUGAAUCUCCAAAUUAAAAUAAGCCAAAAACAAAUUUAUAUAGUCGAUGUACUUAAGCCAGCGAACGAUUAUGUUAAUAAUCCAGAAAGAAAUGGUAACAGUCAAUCGGACGAAUCGAGCGCAGAACCAACACCAAUCCCAGAUGAUCAGAAUGUCAUCCGGUGGAUGGUGGAUGCUCAGUACAAAAAAGAACAAGAUAGACUAAAAAUUCCAUGUGAUCCUGAAAAAUGGAGCAUAGCUCAUGUGAAACAUUGGAUACAGUGGGCUGUUAGGCAUUUUAAACUAAUUUCAGUGAAAUUAGCCGAUUGGAAUAUUGCAGGAGAAGAACUUUGUAAAUUAGAUAUAAAACAGUUUCAAAGAAAAGUUCCUCAUGAUCCUGGUGAUGUAUUUUGGACUCAUUUUGAAUUAUUAAGAAAAUGCAAAUUUGUUGCAGUUGUACAAAAACCACAAAUAGAAAGUAGUAGCGAUUCUGCUUCUCCGUCACCUAAAAGCCCUGUAAAAAACAAAGUUGAAAAGAGUAGCAAACCAAAACCUGUGGCUGUGUCAAACAAUCAAGAAGCAUAUAAUUACCAAUCUUUUGAAACUAAAGAAACUUCGCCACAACCAAAUAUGACUGUCAAUAGAUCAGCAACCAGUGGACAAAUUCAGUUAUGGCAAUUUUUGCUCGAGCUAUUGACAGAUCAUGCGUAUCUAGGUAUAAUUCAUUGGAUUGGGGAAGAAGGUGAAUUUAAAUUGAAUGUCCCAGAAGAAGUAGCAAGACUUUGGGGCACAAGAAAAAAUAAACCAUCAAUGAAUUAUGAAAAAUUAAGCAGAGCGUUGAGGUACUACUAUGACGGUGACAUGAUUUCCAAGGUUCCAGGUAAACGGUUUGUUUACAAAUUUGUGUGUGAUUUAAAACAAUUAAUAGGUUAUUCUGCAUCAGAACUAAAAAAAUUAGUUCUUGAAACUCAAGAAGUUACCUGUGGUUCAAGGGAGUGAGUGCUAUUAAAA